AUGGCGGACCUGAGCAACGUCCCCUCUAGACGUUACAAGAUCUUCAACAACAAGAAAGAGGCGAUCAAGAUACCCGCUUCGCAUGUCCUGAAGCACCCGACUUUUGAGGAGCACUUCACCAGAACCAGCCGUUCAAGGACCCGACGCCUUGAAUCUGGACGUUGCUCAUGCAUCAUCGACAUCGUCACAGUAUUCCUGCGCGAUGGCAGGUUCUACAACCUGCAUACCGGCCAGUGUCGUUGCAUUUUCGCAGACGACAUACCCAAAUUUGCCAAGGGCAUGAGACCUGCAGACGUCCUCUGUCUCAAGCUGAUGUAUGGGGCACCCGUGACGCCAGAGGCUGAUGGGACACCUGACGAUCCUCAGCUCUCGAAUCAUGAGAGUCUCCGUCAGGACCUGGCUCAAUUGGUCAUGUCUUUGGCCGAUUAG
Molecule: messenger RNA, 429 nt
Organism: Fusarium fujikuroi IMI 58289
Lineage: Eukaryota; Fungi; Ascomycota; Sordariomycetes; Hypocreales; Nectriaceae
Exons: 3
Coding region: 1-429 (142 amino acids)
Source: RefSeq, a predicted model, not a curated record